AUGGAAACAAAUAAAAUAAGUUUCGGGUUCAGUAAGGUUGUGAAGAAGCCAAACUUACUUAAAACCAACAAUGAAAAUAUUUCAAAAUCAAAUAAAGUAGAAUUGAUCGAAUCUAUUGAAGGAAGUUCGAUUAAACUGCAUGGAAAGAGUUCUUAUGCAGAUCAGGAAAAGAAACUUGUCAUUCCUAUGACGAAUGAUCAGAAAACGACUCCACUCUCUAAACUUAUAGCAGCAAAAACUCAAAAAUUAAGCAAUUUAGUUAAAAGUGAGGAAACAAAUGGAAUUCAAAUUAAACAAGAACCAAUUGAUGAAACACUCGAACAACAAGCUGCAAGGGAACUUAUCGAAGAUUUACAAAAGAAGGUGGUUAAGACUGAAGUUAAAGUAUUUGAAGUUCCAAUGAAUGCUGAUGAAUUGCCUUUAGAAGGAGCUAUUCAAUCGUCACUUGAUGAUUAUGAUCGUGUUCCAAUCGGCGAUUUCGGAAAAGCAAUGCUUCGUGGUAUGGGAUGGAAAGAUGAUGAAAAGGCAGAAGAUAAAAAGCUUCUUGAAGCUCCUGUGCUAAGGCCCAAAGGAAUGGGAUUAGGUGCUGAUAAAGUUGUCAAGAAACAGCCUUUACUUGUACAACCAAACCAGUCAGAAACGCUAGAGAUUAAAAAGAAUGCUUGCGUAAAAAUACUUGCAGGAAAACACAAGAAUUUCUAUGGAACUAUAGAAGGCUUUGAUGAUGGAGGCGGCAGAGUUAUCGUGAAACUUGCAAUAGGAGGUUUAAAAUUCACAAUCAAUGAAUUUAUGUUACAACCAGUAGCGAAACAAGAAUUUGCUAAAUACGGAAAAAUUCUUAAUUCUAAAAAAUAUGAAGAAUUUAAAAGUGGCGAAACGACUUCAAAAGUGUCUGAAAAUUCAAGUUUGAAAACGUCGACAACAUCAGAAAACCACCACCAAACAGAAGAACCUUCAAGGAACCAUUCAAGAGUUGACCAUAAAAGCAGACAAAAAAAUAAAUCAAAAGAUAGAAGAGAACGCGAUGUUUCAGAAAAUUCAUCUAAUAUACAAAAAUAUCGUGGAAGGAGUCGAUCACGCGAGAAACGAUCGAAAAAGCGACGAUCACGAUCAUCAAGCUCUGAUAACUACCGAAGCCAUAAGAAGAAGUCCAAGCAGCAAAGGCGAAGAUAUUCUUCAUCUUCAGACUCUCGAAAAUAUUCUUCAGACUACGAGAGAAGAC
Messenger RNA from Clunio marinus, 1222 nucleotides. The record is from the annotation of a GenBank genome assembly. Lineage: Eukaryota; Metazoa; Arthropoda; Insecta; Diptera; Chironomidae.